GAGCGGAAGGAAGGAUCGCACAACCAUCCGCAGCUGGGGGCGCUUCCAGAACAGAGAACGCGCCAUGGUCGGGUCAUGCGACAACUAUUUUUUUCCACUCAUUUCUGAGAAUGUGAAACGCAAGUUAUUGGGAGUCAAUGUUCUCAUGGCGGUGAACACCAUCUUGAUGGGAGUCAUGGUCAGCAUAGCCGCCUAUGGCCGUCGCUAUCGCCGGCAUAGGCUGACUCGCUUCAUCUUCCUGGGCGCCACCACCUUGUUCCUGCCCAUCGUCUCAUAUGUAGUCUCCGCUGUUAAUAGUGAGAGUACUAUCGCCAUUAUCAAAGAGUCCAAGAGAGAGUACAAAGGAACGAUAGCAGCGGACUGCGAUCCAAGGGAUCACAUCACCCUUCUCUUACUAUGGACUGGUCUUGUUCAGAUUGUUGGCAUCAAUACCACUGCAAUAGUUGCCAGUGAUGCUAGAGAAGGUCGAAAUGUUGGUCCUUCUGUAGUACUGCUUGUGCAAGCAAUGUGGACAUCCUAUCUCGCGAUCUAUCAGCUGGUAGGACACCAUGCAAACUACGAGGAUACAUUUGGUAGCACGAUAUUUAAAGGACAAUGGAUGGUUAUUACACUCUUUACCCUCGUCUUUGCAAAACUAAUUUUGAAGUAUUAUGCAUGGUACAAGGCCGGACAAUCGUUAAUGCUUGGACGCAGCCCUCGUUUUAUCGUUGGGUACAUGGAACGAGAGUUACAAGAUGGCGAGGUUGCAAGUGGGACUAUACCUCCCUCACUUGUAGUUGCGGGAGAGGAUACUGUCCUGGUGAAGCAGCAGACUCGCGGUUACAUCUUCCAAGGGACGCCCAACAAAGGCCUAGUUACUCUUGACAGAGUGUGGGAGUUGCAUGAUGACAGCCUCAGAGAUGUAUGCUUUGCAUUCUCAUUGUUCAAGCUGUUAAGGUGUCGAUUUGCAACAUACACAGGUGCUGAGUAUGGCUUUCAGAAGGCUCGCAACUUCUUGUGGCAUACAUUGCUCGUGGACAAGAGUGAUGAGAGGCUGCUCGGGGUGAUUGAAUGUGAACUUUCUUUUCUCCAUGACUACUAUUAUUCAUCACUCCCAGUCUCAUAUUCAAAGAGUUUGCUGCCCAUCUUUAGUAUCUUUAUUUCACUGAUAAGCAUCGUUAAUACCAUCAUUACAUGCUGCUACCUGGUGCGUCCUAAUGGAAAUAUGAGUACACCGGGUCAAAAAAGAAAUAUGAGCACAAAACAGUUAUUUUGUAUAUGCAUCUGCAAUAGUGCAGAUGAGACCCUUCCUGGAAGUCUAUAUCUUGGGCGCCCUUUAUACUUUGAUGCCGUGCCGGUAUUUUUAAUGUCUGCACUGGUUAUGCUUACGGAGGUGACCGAGAUUGCUUCUUAUAUCUUCUCAAAUUGGACAAAAGUUGUCCUAAUAUGCUCCCGCGUAAGGCACGCUUCUUGGCAGCAAUCUCCUACCAUAGAAAAAUGUGUUGGCGAUGUGUUGCAAUGUAGAUGCAAGCUGUUCAGGCAAUGGGGGGAUAAAAUGAACCAGUGCUCAAUCUUAGUGCUCUGCACGCAGAGAAGUCCGGUGCCUCUUCUCCGCCGUCUCAUGGAUCUACCCGACCGAAACAAGAAAAUACCAGCAGCGGUUAAGAAAGCUAUUGUCAAAGCACUAAGAAGUCACGAGACCAGCCGAAGCAACAACGGUGUGACUUAUCUGCCAAGGAUUCUUCAGCUGAAAGUCGGUGACAAACCUAUUGGGACAUUCAACAGGGCCGAUGGUAUUGCCGCUACCAUGCUGGUGUGUCACAUUGCGACAAGCAUUUUUGAAGAGAGGACUCGGUCACGCCAGAUUCCGUCGAACGAUAAGGUUACUGCUAUUCACCUCUCAUGUUAUUGUGCAUACUUGGUAACCUACCGCCCUGAGCUACUUCCUGAUGACUACGAGUGGUGCAAGAGCUUGUACAAGGCCACAAAGAAGGAUGCCGGGCGCCUCGCUGGCUGUAUUCCUGGCACAACACCUGAAGAAAAAUGUGACAAGCUGGUCGACCUGCUGGUUGCAAGAUCAGAGGCGAGAUCCAAGCACGGGGUUCUCAGGAAUGGUGCGAUGCUUGGAAAGCAAUUGGCAGAUUUGGUCAAAGUAGAGCAAACGGAACUGCUCAAAGCAGAGGAGAUGGUGUGGAAGGCCCUCGCAAGCUUUUGGUCGGAAAUGAUCCUAUACGUUGCUCCGUCGGGCAACAUGGAUGGGCACGCCAAGGCUAUUGCCCGGGGCGGUGAACUGAUCACGCUUCUGUGGGCGUUGCUCACACACCUCGGCAUUGACAUCAGGACGGAUGACUCUGAUGCACCCGCAAUUGCUUGAACUUACUUUCCUGUUCAGAAAGUUUUAAUUCUUGGUGAUGGUGUUUAGCUGUGCCAGCUGGAUUUUGUCCUUUUUUUGUUGGUUUUUUCAUAUGUAUACUCUAUAUCUGUGGUAUUCUAAACACAUCUCUUCUAUACUAUCUUUUUUUAUUUAGAACUGGGUUCUUGCUUCUUC
Molecule: messenger RNA, 2527 nt
Organism: Lolium rigidum
Lineage: Eukaryota; Viridiplantae; Streptophyta; Magnoliopsida; Poales; Poaceae
Exons: 2
Coding region: 65-2353 (762 amino acids)
Source: RefSeq, a predicted model, not a curated record